Messenger RNA from Xylaria bambusicola, 1404 nucleotides. RefSeq lists its product as uncharacterized. Gene Ontology annotation, biological process: regulation of transcription by RNA polymerase II. Gene Ontology annotation, cellular component: PcG protein complex; transcription regulator complex. Gene Ontology annotation, molecular function: DNA-binding transcription factor activity, RNA polymerase II-specific; RNA polymerase II cis-regulatory region sequence-specific DNA binding. Lineage: Eukaryota; Fungi; Ascomycota; Sordariomycetes; Xylariales; Xylariaceae. The transcript has 3 exons. Bases 1 to 1404 code for a protein of 467 amino acids. The record is from RefSeq and is a predicted model, not a curated record.
AUGUCGGGUUCGCCGCCCUCAGACGGUGUCAUGGACAUAAGUAAUCUUAUGGACAAGGAGAAAGCUGCUGUUGUUGCCGCUGCCGCUGCUGCGGCCGCCGUGGCAUCCGCACACGCCGCCGCUCUUGAACAACAACCACAGCUUCUGACACAACAACACUUGCAGCCCACUGCAUUUGAUAGAGCAAACUCGCCCCAUGGCUCCGAGACAUCAUACCACUCAGCGCAUCGUGCAUACGGCUCACCAUCUGCAAUGCAGGGACAGCUUCCACAAGGACAGCUCCCAUUGCCAGACCCGAGCAUGCCUUUUAUGGUUGCAGGCAUACCUGCUCCGCCUCCUGUCGACCAUGGGCUACUACCACCUUAUCACAAGCCUCCGAAGGCGCCUACCAAGCCGCCUGUGAAGGCCUACCCUUGCAGUACAUGCCAGAAACGUUUUGCCCGGCGGAGUGAUCUCUCUCGGCACGAACGAAUUCACAGCGGCAUUCGGCCACAUGUAUGCGAUUUUGUAGGAUGUGGUAAACAGUUCAUUCAGAGAUCUGCUUUGACAGUACAUCAACGCGUCCAUACGGGAGAAAAACCUCAUAUGUGUGAGCGCUGUGGCAAACCCUUUAGCGAUAGUAGCUCGUUGGCUCGCCAUCGUCGUAUUCAUUCGGGUACAAGGCCCUACCAGUGUCUCUAUGCGAACUGCCAGAAGACAUUCACAAGAAAGACCACGCUGACUCGCCAUCAACUCAUACAUACGGAAACUCUGGAAGAAGCCGCUCAGGCAACGGCUAAAAAGCUGACGGAGCAGGCCAGCAAGAUCGCCGCUACUAGGUCUGUCCGCAGCGAUGGAGGCGACGCCCCUCUAAAUUCCAAUCAUGCAUCGCCUUUGAAUACCCCUUCACCUGGCCACAGACACAUGUCCGCAUCCCCCGGCGCUGAUCCUGCCGCACCCAACGCGAUGCGGGCUAGUGACUACUCGUAUAUGGGUAAUGGAACGCUACCAGUUCACCUGCGGCCUGAUAUUCAUACACCGCCUGCUACGUCCGUAGGAAGCUUUGUUCCCGGUAUGCGGCCGACUUCUCAUCCCACCAGUUUUCCCCCACCUCCCACUCUGGAACCGAACAUCGAGUCCCAUCAGUCCGUGACAGGUAGCACGGCUGGUAGCCCCCAUAUGGGUAGCGUCGGUUGGCAGUCUCCAUCCCACGUGCAAUCGCCGUCACACAUGCCUUCACCAACAUUCAGUAAUGGUGGCGGAAAUGGCUCCGUCUAUCCUGACUUGGAGCCGUCUUUUGCGGGGAAUGCAUUGAGCCCAAUAUAUUCCUACGGUAGCCAGAUCCGUCGCGGCAAUAGCACAGAGCCCCAAUCAUCGACAUAUGACGUUAAACCACGGCCGAGUGAGCUCUGGGCAGGCCAAUAG